Schizosaccharomyces osmophilus is the source of this 1008-nucleotide messenger RNA. RefSeq names its product C-5 sterol desaturase Erg32 (gene erg32). The record is from RefSeq and is a predicted model, not a curated record. The transcript has a single exon. Gene Ontology annotation, biological process: lipid biosynthetic process. Gene Ontology annotation, molecular function: iron ion binding; oxidoreductase activity. The coding region runs from base 1 to 1008 and encodes 335 amino acids. NCBI's taxonomy places the organism in Eukaryota, Fungi, Ascomycota, Schizosaccharomycetes, Schizosaccharomycetales, Schizosaccharomycetaceae.
AUGGAUGUAUUCUUAGAGAUUGCAGACAAUUAUGUCUUUGAUUCAUUGUAUGGCAAAGUUGUGAAUGCAUUUCCUGCCUCUCCUGCCUCUCCUGUUAUGGAAGCUUCGAGCAUGAACACGACUACCGCUAUAAUAAACAACUCUAUUAGUAAUUCGUCUACAAUCGCGUCUGCUUUCCUUGAUCGCAAUAACUUGUUCCGACAAGGUCUUAGUUUGUUUUUCAUCACAUGGAUAAUGGGAACUUUAUCCUAUUUUGUUUCGGCAUGCAUAGCUUACUUUUUCUAUUUCGAUCGUCAAGAAGCUCGUCAGCAUCCCAAGUUUUUGAAGAACCAAGAGUUGUUGGAGUUGAAGGUUGCAUUAUCAAAUCUUCCCGGUAUGGCCGUCUUAACAUUUCCAUGGUUUUUGGCUGAACUCCGUGGCUAUUCUUAUGCUUACGACGAUCCAGCUGAGUAUGGAUACUUUUAUUUGGGUUUCUCUGUUAUCCUGUUUCUUCUCUUUUCCGAUUUCUUAAUUUACUGGAUUCAUCGUGGUCUUCAUCACCCUUGGUUUUAUGGCCCUCUACAUAAAUUACACCACAAAUGGAUCAUCCCUACUCCAUUUUCUUCACAUGCUUUCCACUUCCUUGAUGGUUAUAGUCAAUCUUUACCCUAUCAUUUGUUUCCCUUCUUCUUUCCCUUGAAUAAAUAUCUUUACUUGGUUCUUUUUGGAUCUGUUAAUUACUGGACUGUUCUUAUCCAUGACGGAAAAUAUUUCUCAAACAAUGCCGUGAUCAAUGGUGCUGCUCAUCAUGCUUCUCAUCACAUGUAUUUCAACUACAAUUAUGGUCAAUUUUUCACUUUGUUUGACCGUCUCUGUAGUUCUUACCGUCAUCCCGAUCAAGAAUUGUUUGACGCUGAACUUAAGAAAGAUAAGAAGCUUCAGAAACAAAGGGUUGGUGAAAUGGAGUAUAUGCUGAAGAAUGUUGAAGGAACAGACGAUCGUAUGUAUACUGACAAGAAAAAUGCUUAA